GAUCGAACCUUCCUCUCACACUGCAACCCUGCAACUCGAGAAAAUAAGUGAUGCUGAACCCAGUGCAGAAGGCGAUCGUCCUCUUGGGCGUGUGUGUGGCCGGCGUCAUGUGUGUGGACAAGUGCAGCCCCGACUGCACCGGCAAGCCCGCGGGCAGCAAGGUUCCCGAUCCCAAGAACUGCACGCAGUACUACCUCUGCCUUAACGGCGAGGUACCCACCGACCACCCGCUCUGGUGCGACCCGGGUGAAAUCUUCGAUACCACGCUAAAUGAGUGCCAGCCGGGGAGUGGCUGCACGGAUCAGUGCCCGGCGACCGUCCCCAACUGCCACUUCACGUGCGACGGUUUGUACGACCUGGUCAGCGAUCCGUCGAGCUGCAGCCAGUACUUCGUGUGCCUCCCCCACGGGCUGGAGCCUUUCGGCUGCCCCGCAGGAGCCCCGUACUUCAACGGGGAAAGCUGCGUGGACGACAAGGGCGCCUGCUGCUCCGACCCGUGCACGCCCUUCUGCGAGGCGGCGACGACGCAGGUGCCGGACCCCACGGACUGCACCAAGUACUACAUCUGCCUGGAGCCAGGGCUCGCGUCCGAGGAAUACCACUUCACGUGUGACGCGGGACAGAACUUCAACCUUGUCACGGGACGGUGUGACAGCGGCGCCUCCUGCGUAAUACUUUGUGGAGGUUCCACAGUCGGCCCAACUGGAUCGUCCUCACCCAUUUCAACUGAACCUUCUACACCCUCUACACUAACAUCCAAACCAUCCACAUUGACACCAAAUCCAUCCAACCCAUCCACACUGACACCAAAUCCGUCCAACCCAUCCACACUGACACCAACUCUAUCCACAUUUUCAUCCAUUCCAUCCACACUGACUCCAAGCCCCUCCACAACGCCCACGCUCACGCCAUCGCCUUCGGUGACAUCUACAACCACGGAAACGUCGACGGCCGGGUGCGUGGACAGCCUCCUGUGUACAGUCAUAGGGGCCGUCGCCAAGUGCAAUAUCUGCGAACAGGAAUUCUUCUACUGCGACACCGUGGGCCAGGAGGCGGGCGUCUACACCUGCACGGGAGACCUCUUGUUCAACCCCGACCCGGCCUUCCCCUUCUGCGUCCUGCCCACCAACUGCCCCUAUCACCCACCCUACGAGGAUUAGGCACUCCGAGGCAACGCGACGAUUGGCGAAUUUGUAGGUGUCUCGGUGGUAAUUUGUGACGCAGAUUUGUACCUUUUCCGAAUUAGGAAUUAGGAGUUCUCCAAUUAUUACUAUUUUUACGUGCGAAUCUAUAGGUGUGUGUGUUCGUUCGUAUAUCUGUGUAUGAAAAUACAUGGUACCCAUGUUUUAGACACCAUACUUUUUAAAAAUUAAAGCCAAAUAAAAGAAGAAUAUCCGA
Penaeus indicus is the source of this 1398-nucleotide messenger RNA. Its product is annotated as protein psiA-like. Gene Ontology annotation, molecular function: chitin binding. The coding region runs from base 51 to 1160 and encodes 369 amino acids. NCBI's taxonomy places the organism in Eukaryota, Metazoa, Arthropoda, Malacostraca, Decapoda, Penaeidae. Gene Ontology annotation, cellular component: extracellular region. The record is from RefSeq and is a predicted model, not a curated record. The transcript has 2 exons.